This is a messenger RNA of Aureococcus anophagefferens, 1077 nucleotides long. RefSeq lists its product as hypothetical. Lineage: Eukaryota; Pelagophyceae; Pelagomonadales; Pelagomonadaceae. The record is from RefSeq and is a predicted model, not a curated record. Bases 1 to 1077 code for a protein of 358 amino acids. The transcript has a single exon.
AUGGCCAAGCACCCGGACGUGCCCGAGGACCGCGCGCGCGCGGCGCUCGUCGCCGCGGACGGCUCCGCGGGCAUGGCCAAGGAGCUGCUGGGCCUGCCGCACGCGUGCGCGGCGUGCCUCCGCGACGACGUGUCGCCCGCGCGCGCGUCCUACACGACGGUCAUGAAGGCCUGGCUCUGCGUCGAGUGCAAGCGCGACGGCUGGGUCCCGGCGCCGCUCAACAAGGGCUGGGUCCUCGCCGAGGGCUCGGCCGGCGCGCUCGCGCUCGCCGCGGAGCGCGAGGCCUACCUGGCCCGGCUGAAGCUCGAGGACGCGCAGCGGCGCGCCGCGCCCCCCGACGAGCAGGUGGAGGACGAGGAGGAGGAAGAGGAGGAGGAGGAGGACGUCGAGGACGAAGACGAGCAGUCCGACGAGGACGAGGACGACUCGGACGACGGCGAGCUCGUCGCCGCGACGCGGCCGCGGCGCAUCAGGAUCGUCGUCGACGGCUUCGGCGACCACAGCCCCAAGUGGAAGGCCUGGUGCCCCGGGCGCCGGCGGUCCAAGAAGCGCGGCCGCUGGCGCGUGCUCACGCGGCGGACCGCGAGCGUCUGCCGCUACGGCCCCUCGGGCCCGAAGACGGCGCCCAUCCAGAUGCGGACGCAGACCAAGGACAGGGACAACGCGAAGAUGUACAAGGAGACGACGCGCGUCAUCUGGGACGAGGACCUGCCGAGCGGCACGAAGAAGAUCCCGCGGAAGAUCAAGAUGAAGAUCGGCGACGUCCUCGUGCUCGGCUUCUACAGCUCCUGGAAGCCCCACGACGUCAUGGGCAGCUGCUACGACGACAAGGGCGACGACGAGAUCCUCGAGGACCUCCACGACGGCAUGGUGCCCUACGGCUGGAUGGGCGGCAAGCGGCGCUCGGACUACCCCGACGGGUCGGGCUUCGAGUGGAUGGGCCACAUCCGGACGGGCUGGCUCGUCGAGGGCGCCUGCUACGCGUACCGGGCCGCGCGCAAGGGCGCGGGGACCCUCGAGUACCAGCACAUGGUCCCCGAGGGCGACCAGGACUCGGAUUAUUCCGGCUCGGACUGA